UAGACUAUAUUUAUUUAAGGCAAAACAGGUUGGAGAAAACCCUCAAGUUGACACACAAACUCAUAUUCAGAGGUGAAAAAUCACAAAAAAGGAGACUAUAUAGAAUGAUGAGGCUGAAGACAACAGAUUAGGAAAUAUGGAGAGGAAGUAAAUUGUUAUCUCUGAAUACAUGAGAAUCCAGUAUACAAGGGACACACCUUCCUUUUUUUUUUUUAACCUCCACCCUCACCAUACAUCCACAGAAAAGUUAAUAAAAACAUUUCUUUUGAAUGAGUUAUUGAGGUGUUUGAUAUAAAACAAAUUAAAAUCUUUUCCCCAGACAAACCUAAGGAUAACAUAAUUUGGUAUACACAUACACAGACACUACUUCUAACAAUACUUAAUAGAUGUGAUGGUGACAAAAAGCUACAGUUCGAUGGAAGGGACUAAACCAGCAGUUCUCAUGCUUCCUCAAGCUGCGGCCUUUUAAUACUGUUCACCGGGCGACUCCCAAUCAGAAAAUGAUUUUGGUUGUUAUUUCAUAACUGUAAUUUUGCUGUUAUGAAUCGGAUGCAAAUGGUUUUAGAGGUAGAAGUUUUUCCAGUGGGUCUCGACCCACAGGCUGAGAGCUGCUGGACUACACACCAGGGGGACUUUCCUUUUGAGGGGAAGCACAGAUGACUCAGCCUGUGGACUUGGGACUGUGAGGUCUGCUCAAGAUUUCUGCCCUAAGUAGAAUUUCUGUGGUGUUCUAGUUUGGUGAAAACAGAAGUUACAUCAAAUAUAUCUUUGGCCCAGAUGAUGGGCUAACUAAAAAUCUUCCCUUGCUUGUUCAUGGAAUUAAAUGGCAGAUCUAUGCCAGGAUAUUAAAACAGUUGCCUUUAAUUAGGUGUUGUGGUAAAUCCAUUCUUUCUCCAGCCUCUCACCUGUGACUAGAGGUGUUGCCAAAUUUACAAUAUUACAAACACAAGACGACAGCAGCAGGUUUCCAAUGGGUGAGAUUACUCUGCCUGUAAAAACAACACUAUUUAUUUCAUGGCAUCCCAAGUUGGAAAUCGCAACUCCAACUCCCCAGAACUGAAGCGUAUAGGGGAAAAGUGAAAAGUAUCUAAAGAGGGAAGGGAGCCCACUGUAGUUGGGAGAAAAGGAUUAAAGAGGGAGACACAUACACGUGGGUAUGUGAGUAAGCUGGAGGUUUCCGCAGGGGGAUCUCCAAGGCCUGCAGGUAGGAAGGGGGUCGGAGAAGCAACAGCGCGUUUCUCUGGAGUCCGCGCUGAUUUGGGGGGCCGCCUGCACAUUUGACUUUCUCAUCUCACGGUUGGGGACAUUUGCCUCUGGUUCAAUUCCAGGACCGGAGACACCCGGCUCAGUGCAGUUGGGGUCCAUGUCAGCUCCCGGGAUGUGCAUGGAGGAGAGGGGCAGGGGAGGUCGAAGCCCCCGUCCCACAGCCGCUUCCGGAAGUUUCUUCAGGGCCAGAGCCCCCAACCUCAGCUCGGCCCCCACGAGAAGUCCGAAGUGGCGGGAAGCCGGGACUUGAGAGGCCGCCCGGACGCGAGGGCGGCGGGAAAACCUGGCGGAGGAUUCGGCACGUCCGGCAGGACCCGGCUCGGCGUUUGGGAAGCAGAGGCCAUGGCUCGCAGGUUUGCCUGCAAUGAGACUUUACUCUUUACACUUAAAGAACAUUCUUUCUGAGCUGCUGUGAAUAAAUUUGGAAUGAUAUUGUCUAUUUUCAACUAAUGGAGAACUAGCUUUAUCUUGAACAAGGAUUGCUGUACUGGACAACUUUAGAACAUUGCUCACAAUGUCAUCAAACAGGAGUCAGAAUCCUCAUGGACUGAAGCAGAUUGGUCUGGACCAGAUCUGGGAUGACCUCAGAGCUGGAAUUCAGCAAGUGUAUACCAGACAAAGCAUGGCAAAGUCCAGAUACAUGGAGCUCUACACUCAUGUUUAUAACUACUGUACUAGUGUGCAUCAGUCCAACCAAGCCCGGGGUGCUGGAGUCCCUCCUUCCAAGUCAAAAAAGGGUCAGACUCCUGGGGGAGCUCAGUUUGUUGGCUUGGAGUUAUACAAGCGAUUGAAGGAGUUUUUGAAGAAUUACUUGACAAAUCUUCUUAAGGAUGGAGAAGAUUUAAUGGAUGAGAGUGUACUGAAGUUCUACACUCAGCAGUGGGAAGAUUACCGAUUCUCCAGCAAAGUGCUGAAUGGAAUCUGUGCCUACCUCAAUAGACAUUGGGUUCGUCGUGAAUGUGAUGAAGGACGAAAAGGAAUAUAUGAAAUCUAUUCACUUGCAUUGGUGACAUGGAGAGAUUGUUUGUUCAGGCCACUGAAUAAACAGGUAACAAACGCUGUUUUAAAACUGAUUGAGAAGGAAAGAAAUGGUGAAACCAUCAAUACAAGACUGAUUAGUGGAGUUGUACAAUCUUAUGUGGAAUUGGGGCUGAAUGAAGACGAUGCAUUUGCAAAGGGCCCUACGUUAACAGUGUAUAAAGAAUCCUUUGAAUCUCAAUUUUUGGCUGACACAGAGAGAUUUUAUACCAGAGAAAGUACUGAAUUCUUACAGCAGAACCCAGUAACUGAAUAUAUGAAAAAGGCUGAAGCUCGGUUGCUUGAGGAACAGCGGAGAGUUCAGGUUUACCUCCAUGAGAGCACACAAGAUGAGCUAGCACGGAAAUGUGAACAGGUCCUCAUCGAAAAACACUUGGAAAUUUUUCACACAGAGUUUCAGAAUUUGCUGGAUGCUGACAAGAAUGAAGAUUUGGGCCGCAUGUAUAAUCUUGUAUCUAGAAUUCAGGAUGGCCUAGGAGAAUUGAAAAAACUACUAGAGACACAUAUUCAUAAUCAGGGUCUUGCAGCAAUUGAGAAGUGUGGAGAAGCUGCUCUAAAUGACCCCAAGAUGUAUGUGCAGACAGUGCUGGAUGUUCAUAAAAAAUACAAUGCCCUGGUGAUGUCAGCAUUCAACAAUGAUGCUGGCUUUGUGGCUGCACUUGAUAAGGCUUGUGGUCGCUUCAUAAACAACAAUGCAGUUACCAAAAUGGCCCAGUCAUCCAGUAAAUCCCCUGAGCUACUUGCUCGGUACUGUGACUCCUUGUUGAAGAAGAGUUCCAAGAACCCAGAAGAGGCAGAACUAGAAGACACCCUCAAUCAAGUGAUGGUGGUCUUCAAGUACAUCGAGGACAAAGAUGUAUUUCAGAAGUUCUAUGCGAAGAUGCUUGCCAAGAGACUGGUCCAUCAGAACAGUGCGAGUGACGAUGCUGAAGCAAGCAUGAUCUCCAAGUUAAAGCAAGCUUGCGGUUUUGAGUACACUUCCAAACUUCAGCGAAUGUUUCAAGACAUCGGUGUAAGCAAAGAUCUGAAUGAACAGUUCAAAAAGCACUUGACAAAUUCAGAGCCGCUGGACUUGGACUUCAGCAUUCAGGUCCUGAGUUCUGGAUCGUGGCCCUUUCAGCAGUCUUGCACAUUUGCCUUGCCUUCAGAGUUGGAGCGCAGUUACCAACGAUUUACAGCUUUCUACGCCAGCCGUCAUAGUGGCAGAAAAUUGACAUGGUUGUAUCAACUGUCCAAAGGGGAACUAGUCACUAACUGCUUCAAAAACAGAUACACUUUGCAGGCGUCCACAUUCCAGAUGGCGAUCCUGCUUCAGUACAACACAGAAGACGCCUACACUGUGCAGCAGCUGACUGACAGCACUCAGAUUAAAAUGGACAUUUUGGCACAAGUCCUACAGAUUUUACUGAAGUCGAAAUUGCUGGUCUUAGAAGAUGAAAAUGCCAAUGUUGAUGAGGUGGAAUUGAAGCCAGACACCUUAAUAAAGUUAUAUCUUGGUUAUAAAAAUAAGAAAUUGAGGGUUAAUAUCAAUGUACCAAUGAAAACUGAACAAAAGCAAGAACAAGAAACCACACACAAAAAUAUAGAGGAAGACCGCAAACUACUGAUUCAGGCGGCCAUCGUGAGAAUUAUGAAAAUGAGGAAGGUCCUGAAACACCAGCAGUUACUUGGUGAAGUUCUCACUCAGCUGUCCUCCAGGUUCAAACCUCGAGUCCCAGUGAUCAAGAAAUGCAUUGAUAUUCUCAUCGAAAAAGAAUAUUUGGAGCGAGUCGAUGGUGAGAAGGACACCUACAGUUACUUGGCUUAACCCAUCUAGCAGGGUCUGUGUGACCCACAAGCAGAUAGUUCCAGUGAAUAAAAUGGAAAACAACUCAAGUUCAUAGCAGCCAGCCUGCCACCAUUUGGACCUUCCUUUUUAAAGCUGAGACCACAGUUCCCACCAGCUGGUCUCGAGCUACAGCAGGACUGCUCAGGACGGACACAUUUCAGUCUGUAAGCAGACGUCAAUGCCAUUCACCCUAACUCACAGACAGGGGAACCGAACCUUCCAUGCUGAGGCUGCAUGCUACCGCACUUAAAUCAUUGGCUCCCUGGUUAACAGCUGUCGUCUGAGGCAGCACAUGAGAGCGAGUCUGAAUGGACCCACGUGUAAUCUGCUAUGAAAACCAUUUGUAUAGUGUGUUUCAUUUUUUUAAUGUGUGAAAAUAAAGAAAAUUAAAGGAUUUCUGUA
Arvicanthis niloticus (Nile rat) is the source of this 4534-nucleotide messenger RNA. RefSeq names its product cullin 1 (gene Cul1). NCBI's taxonomy places the organism in Eukaryota, Metazoa, Chordata, Mammalia, Rodentia, Muridae. Gene Ontology annotation, molecular function: ubiquitin protein ligase binding. Gene Ontology annotation, biological process: ubiquitin-dependent protein catabolic process. The record is from RefSeq and is a predicted model, not a curated record. Gene Ontology annotation, cellular component: cullin-RING ubiquitin ligase complex.